Ogataea haglerorum is the source of this 807-nucleotide messenger RNA. RefSeq lists its product as uncharacterized. The transcript is spliced from 2 exons. Lineage: Eukaryota; Fungi; Ascomycota; Pichiomycetes; Pichiales; Pichiaceae. The record is from RefSeq and is a predicted model, not a curated record. The coding region runs from base 1 to 807 and encodes 268 amino acids.
AUGCAAUGGCGAGCGGCGUGCUCCCGUGUUGUUGAUCACCUUGGUGAAGACGUACUCUCUGGAGUUGAUUUUAGGACACUUGACCAGCAUGGUGAUGAUGAGCGCAAUGACGGAGCCGAGGUUGACGAAACAGUAGUACUUGGUGAUUCUGGCGAGGACGGACGACGGCAGCGAGUUGAUGAGGCCGUGCGUGAUGAUCACGGCGAUCGACGCGCCGGUGAUGUGGCCGGCGGACGGCACGUACUUGUAGUCGGAAGCCAUGGAAAUGGUCUGCAGCAGCAGCGUGGCAGCUCCGAAAUCGGUCGAGCACGCUCCGGCCAUGGCCCCGAUGAAGUAGAUCCACCCGUCAAUCCAGCAAACAAGAGGCACGUAUCUCUUCGGCACGACGUGGGUGAUCACAUAGUACAUUCCACCGCAGGUAGGGAAGCACGAGGUGAUAUGGGAGACCGAGUAAGCGAUGGCCAGACAGCCAAACAUACCAACGAACCACGACCAGGUCGCAGCGGCAGGGCCGCCGGCCCACAGCGGAUACUCGUAGGUGAUGGCGACAGUCCCCAUGAGACCAGAGAUAGACAGGGCGAACGAAAACGUUGCCAAGAAAGAGUAGCUUCUGUUGAACUCCUGCUUGUAGCCGAGAUGGGCCAGCUUGGCGGCGUCGGAGUCCAGAGUCACUCGUGGAGACACUGUUGUGUGCAGGUUAGCUUUUUCCAAGUCUUUGGUCAUGUUUGGAAUCUUCGAGAGAAGAAACAGAGAGGUAUUUGUAGGAAAAUUUUUACGUCAGGAGCUGCACGAAUAUCAAAUCGGUGA